Molecule: messenger RNA, 840 nt
Organism: Medioppia subpectinata
Lineage: Eukaryota; Metazoa; Arthropoda; Arachnida; Sarcoptiformes; Oppiidae
Source: the annotation of a GenBank genome assembly
AAUAAUUAAAACUUUUAAUAUUAAUAUUACAACAUGAGAGGAGUUGCGGUUACACUACUGGCCCUGUGUUUGGCCGGCGCUAACGGCGCGUCGCUGGAGCCUAGGCUAGAGUUGGUUGGCCUGAGGGCUGGCGGCCGUAUUGUCGGCGGUGUGGAGGCCACCCAAGAGCAGGGCAAACACCAGUGCUCGUUGUGGGCGUCGGGUUGGUUUGGCACCCAGCACAUUUGCGGCUGCUCCCUAUACGGUGACAGCUUUGCCAUCACUGCCGCUCACUGUACCGAUGGAUUUGCAAAGGAGGAUUUGACCGUGAAAUACGGCGGUCUAAAUGUGAACUCAUUGGACAAAGCGGUGGCCGUCGCCGAAGUGAGACAACACGAGAAGUACAACACUCCCCAAUUCGACAACGACUACUCGGUGCUCAAACUGUCCCAACCCACGGUCAAAGUGCCCGGACGUGUGGACACUGUUCAACUGGCCGACAGCGAACCGGCCAACGGCGCCCCCUGUCAGCUGACCGGCUGGGGUAACACCCGGGGCGGCGACUCCGGCUCAUCGCCAGCCCUCCUGCAGUACCAACAGUUUGAGAUCGUCUCGUCGGCCGAGUGCGCCAAAAUAUACGGCACACAGAUCCAGGUCACUGCCCAAAUGAUUUGCAGCAAGCACAAAUCGUCUACUGGUUGCAAUGGUGAUUCUGGCGGACCGUUGAUGUCUGGUGGCAAAUUGGUUGGUAUUGUGUCCUGGGGUAUCCGCAACUGCCCGGCCGACACCACUGUAUACCCGGCCGCGUACGCCAACGUGGGCGUCGCUGCUGGUCGAUCGUGGUUGAUUAGCAAAUUGGCU